CUCCCGCCCGGUAGUCGGACGUCUUACGUCAUCAGAACGCGUCGCGUGUACGCGACUCAAGCGACACACGCUUCAAAUGGUUAUUUGGUUGUUUACGUAAAUAUUCUAAAAUGCCGAUGAAAGGAAGGUUCCCGGUCCGAAGGACGCUGGAGUAUCUUCAGAAGGGCGACAUUAUCUUUAAAAACCGAGUGAAAAUCCUGACCGUCAACUACAACACAAGCGGAAUGCUCAGCGACGGAGCAAGGAAAUUUGUUUUCUUCAAUAUUCCUCAAAUUCAGUACCAAAACCCCUGGGUCCAAAUAAUGAUGUUCAAAAACAUGACGCCGUCACCGUUCUUGAAAUUUUACCUGGAUGAUGGUGAGCAAGUUCUGGUGGAUGCUGAAGGAAAGGACCACAAAGAUAUUGCACAUCACAUAAAGAAGAUUCUGGGUAAAUCAGAGACCGUACAAGAGGCAGAGGCACAAGCCAAGAUGCAGGCAUCCAACCCUGCUAACUUUGGGCCAAAGAAGUACUGUCUGAGAGAGUGUAUCUGUGAGGUGGAGGGCCAAGUGCCCUGUCCUGGCACCACGCCGCUGCCUAAAGAGAUGACGGGCAAGUAUCGUGCCAAGAUGAAAGCAGAACAGCAGAGCUGAGAAGAAAAUAAUUGUCAUAAAGAGACUGGCCUUUAGAAUAGGAUCCUCCAAGUAGAGAAUUUGACAUCACAGUUUGGAGUUUGUUGGUGAUAAAGAAUCCAAAAUGGUGGAUUCACAUGUAAACACCUGACAAAUCUUGCUUUCAUACACAAAGUAUGUGUCAUUAAAACAUACUGUAUACCUGUGAAAAA
Messenger RNA from Nerophis lumbriciformis (worm pipefish), 823 nucleotides. RefSeq names its product mitochondrial ribosomal protein S25 (gene mrps25). The record is from RefSeq and is a predicted model, not a curated record. Lineage: Eukaryota; Metazoa; Chordata; Actinopteri; Syngnathiformes; Syngnathidae. Gene Ontology annotation, molecular function: structural constituent of ribosome. Gene Ontology annotation, cellular component: mitochondrion.